Messenger RNA from Telopea speciosissima, 632 nucleotides. RefSeq names its product josephin-like protein. The record is from RefSeq and is a predicted model, not a curated record. Gene Ontology annotation, biological process: protein deubiquitination. The coding region runs from base 87 to 632 and encodes 181 amino acids. NCBI's taxonomy places the organism in Eukaryota, Viridiplantae, Streptophyta, Magnoliopsida, Proteales, Proteaceae. Gene Ontology annotation, molecular function: cysteine-type deubiquitinase activity. The transcript is spliced from 2 exons.
CCCUAACUCGCAAAUCACAUUCUUCUUGUUCAUUAGUAUUCUUAAUUCUUUAUCUCUUACUAGUUCUCGAAUUCGUCGUUGUAUGUAUGGAAGGGGAGAUGCAAAUAUAUCACGAGAAACAGAGAUUGCAGUUCUGCCUCUUGCACGCCCUUAACAACCUCUUUCAGGAAAAGGAUACAUUCACUCCAGCGGAAUUAAAUUCCAUUUCCGACAAGCUCGUCCUUAAUGACCCAAGCAAGGAGCGUUGGACUCCCCUCUCUGUAGUCUUCAAGCCGCACCAUAAUGCAAUCACUGGAAACUACGAUAUAAACGUACUAAUUGCAGCUCUAGAAGGGAAAGGGAAGGAGGUUGUUUGGCACGAUCAUCGGAAUGGAGUAUCCUCGAUCGACCUUACUGGAACUGAAGAUGCUUUGAUGGGUAUGGUGCUUAACAUUCCAGUCAGGAGGUUCAGUGGGCUUUGGAGAAGUAGGCAUUGGGUGACAUUGCGGAAGUUGGGAGAUAUUUGGUAUAACUUGGAUAGCGAUUUUACAGCCCCACAGCCAUUCAAAAGCACGGAGGAGGUGAAGGAUUUCUUGGAUAAAGUCAUUAGUGAAGGUGGGGAGGUAUUGCUAGUCUUGCACUGCAAACAGUGA